AUGAUGGAAGAAGAAUAUGUUAUGGUGAAUGGCAGAAAAACUGUAAAUUGCUCAAUCCUAACUAUAGAUUCCCCGAAAGAUGUAUCAAGGCAAUAAGAUCUACAAUGGCAUCACAUUGAACUUACAUUACUCCAUAGGGUAUUAAUGCAUGAGAGAUAUCGUUUAGUUUGAAGCAAAGAAUCCAAUCGUUCAUUUACCAAGAAGACUCCUUGGUGUAUCUGAAUGGUCAUCAUCUGGUGCUCUACGAUAUAAACAAGAAGAAACAAUAAUUCUUAUUGCGACCGAAGGAUGAGGAGGAUGUAAAUAUAUGCAACUUAAUUUCAGGUGGUAGUGAUGAAUCAUUGUGUGAAUGAUAAGAUGAUACUCUCUGUUGGACUGGGACUGAAGAGUACUAUCAAAAAUUAUGCAACUGUUAGAAUCUAUAAAACCAAUCACAAAUCCUUCACUCUCCUCCAUUAGCAUCUUCCUUUUGGAACUCAAGUCAAGGAUAUCGCCUUUCUCCACACUGCCAAAUAUACUAUCACUCUUUGCUGCAAUAUCAAUUCUCAUGACACCUCCUACAUCAGUGUUUUCAAAACCAACACUGAAUAACUCAUUACUUACAGCGAUGUGGGUGAAAAUUACGCUGGACUAUUUGGAACCUACAAGGAUUUCGAAUAGUUUGGCACAUUCGGACCCAACGUAUUGAAAUUGUGGAAAUUCAAUCCAACUGAAAAACAAUUAGAUGACGUCUUCUUAGAUUACGAGGGUGUGAUCACUCAUGUAGUCCAAUCCAACAAGUAAUCAAUACUCCUUAUAACUUAAGAAAAAUAUUCCUCAUGAAUAAAAAAGGAGUCUUGUACUUUUAUCGCAAAAACAAAAUAAUCAACUCAGCCAACAUCCCUGCUGACAUGAAUGAGAUCCCCACUGUGAUUGCUGCCUACUCAGAAGGAGUUGUUGUGGGAUUCGAAAACAAACCCAUAAUAGCAAUGUACGAAGCACAUAAGGGCAUAAUCGAAUACAGAAAACAAUAUGCUUUAAAUAUUACUAAUCUCUAAAAACUAGUUUAUAUUCAUGUUGGAAAGGAUGACUCCUAUAUUUCCAUUACUGCAUAACACAAGACCAGAUAGACUGAAAAUGAAGAAAUCAAUUGUGAAAUCUACCUCUUCAAUCUCGGGUUUGUUGAUUAUAUCAAUUCGGCUUUUAGAGAUCCUUUUGAAUAACUCUUCCCUUAAGGAGUUCACAAAAGUAAAAUAUUGAACAUCGACUCCUCUCCUUCAAAACCCAUCAUUUGUGUGUUGUCUGAAGAGAGAGUGUUCAAAGUGUGGGAAUUCACUUACGAAGAAGGUAAAUUCAAGUGUCUCUACUCAUCCACUCUACACGAAGUUCCUUAAUGCAUGGCUUUGCAUCCCAUGGCUUUUCAAUGUGCCAUCGGAUAUCGAGAAGGACUCAAAUUUUAUUUUGUCCUCCAUGACGAACUCAAAUAAGUUUAUUAUGAAUCCUUAAAGCAAUGCAGUGUUGUUAAGUAUACUCCUGGAGGCAAUCAACUGGCUGUUGGAUCUCAGAAUCAAAUUCUAAUUUAUGAUCCAUACACGUAUCGAUUGAUACAAACAAUAUCUGGUCACAUGGGCUCGAUUGCAUCAUUGGAAUGGUGUGACAACACUCUCAUCUCCACUUGUAGUUAGGGAUUGGUCAUGGUGUUCAAUCAGACUAGGCUGGUUGAUCAUUCAUUCAAAUUACACAAAGGGUUUUGCUAGACUUAUGACACUGAGUAUGAUUUCCUUGUUGGAAGCUAUUCUGAUAGCAAAGUGAGAAUCUUUAACGAGAAGGGACAGAACUUAUAUUAUGAAAUGGAUAUCUAUCCCUGUCAAUAUGUUUGUGUUUAGAUUCUCAGAUUCCUGGACAUGAUUGCAUUUGGAACUAAUUGCGGUAAGGUGAGAUUGUAUCUAUGGCCUUUUACUCAAUUCAAGGAUGAUCAGGAGAUGUUUGAAUUCCAACUGCAUCAGGGACCAAUAACAUAAAUUAGAAUGUCUUCGGAUCAACAGUUCCUCAUCAGUGGAGCCGAAGAUGGGUCAAUUUAGAUUUGCAAGGUCAAAGAGUGGUACGAUGGAAAGGACAUGACACCUCAGGAAACAUAGAAAGGAUAGAGAGUUAAUUCCAAAGGGCUGAUCGUUUCCAAUCUAUACAGCUUUAGUAUCUUAGCCUUUGUGAGUAAGAAUAGCAUUGAGAUGAAGAAGGAUCUAAUCAAGGAGUUAGACUUUAGGAUCUCUAAUCAAAAGAGUGAUCAAGAGGAUUAAAAGUAGGAUAUUACUUAGAAGUACCAAAAGUAAGAGAAGGAAUUAGAAUAGCAAUAUUAGCACUAGAUUGCAAGGUACAAGGAAGAGUUAUCAUAAAUAAUGGAAUCGAAGGAUACGAGAAACAAAAAUCUAGAUAUUGAUUUGAUUGAUUUGAGAAAAAAGUAUCAAAUUGAGUCACACUAAAUUUAAGAAAAGACAGAGAAGGAUCUCUUGUAAUUGUACUAGAAGAAUGAUGAAGUUAAAUAGAGGUUGCAAUUCACCAAUGAGGAGAAUCAAAGGGAAUACGAGUAGAAGAAGGCUCAUUUAGAAUCUAUUAGAACCAAUAUCAAGAAUGAUUAGGAUACUAAGUUUAAUGAUUUAUUUUCAAGAUUUUAAUCAUCCAAGGAAUCUUUUGAAUUGGAUGAAAAGAAGUACUUGGAAGUGUUCAAAGAGACUGAAAAAGAAUUUGAAUAAUUGAUAAAUGAAUAGAAGGAGAAGAAACUAAUUAAAUUAAAGGAAUUGUUAGACAAAAGUGAAAAAAUAAGAUCCAGUAAUACCAAAUUUAAAAAAGAGUGCGAUAGAUAUCAAUUGAGAAAAUAAGAAUUAGAAAAUAUGAUAAGAGAAACAAGAACUUAAAAGGAUUUAAUUAAUAAGGAAAAAGAUAAUUUUAAAUUAAUAAAUUAAGAGAAGAAAAACUAAUUAAAGGAAAGAGAAAGACAAAUCUUUUAGAAGGAGAAGGAAAUCAAAAAUUAUAGAAAUAAAAAUGGGCAUCUAUAAAAUUUUAAGAAUGUCAAUUCGUAUCGUUUGCAAUCCUUGUAAGAACAAAAAGCACCUCUUUAAGAACAUCUAUCGGAUUUAGAUUAGAAUGUGAAGAUUAUGUACUAGGAAUUGACUGAUGAGGCAGAAGCUGAAAAGAAUUUAGAGAAUUUAAUAGAAGAUACUUCUAAUAAAAUCAGAGAAUUAAAAAAUCAAUAUCUAAUUAAAAGAGAUUCCUUAUUCUCUAAAAGAGGGGAAGUGCAAGAAAUAGAAAAUGAUAUCUUCAAAGUAUUGGCUGAUCCUGAAAUAACUGAUUUUAAAGAUAUGCUAAAGAAUGUUCAUAAAUAGCAUUUCAUAAAUGGGAAGAUUAACAAAGGGGAUGUUAAUGAGGAUUCCAUUUACGCUGAGAUCGAAAAGAACACAGAAACUGCCAUCAGAGAAGAGAUGCUUAGACAAAGAGAUUUCCUUAGUAAAAAGAUCAACACAAUCACCAGAACUAGCAAAGCUGCAGAUGAGGAUAAAACCAGUCUCAUUAUUAGAGUUUAAAAGGAGAACACCAAUCUAGUGAAGUCUUGUAACGAACUCAGAGAAUAAAGAGCCAAUCUCAUCUCUCAUCUGUCUAAUAUGCAAAAAGCCUUAGAUAUUUUGCAGAAGGAAAUUGCUUCUUUGAAUAAUGGUGAGUCUAUUGAGUUCUAACCAUCGGAUGACGAAGUUCCUCUGUACAUAGAGAAGAAUAAGAUACAGAAGUAGAUUUCAGCUCCAAAAUUGACUCCGUUUUAAUAAUAUCACUAAGAAAAGGAAAUUUAAAAAAUCAGAAAAUCUGAUACAGUUCUGAAAAGGGAUAAAGGAUAAUUGGAUCUUUAAUAAUUGAUCAAAGAAAUUAAGACUUAUAAUUUGACUGACCAAGAACUCAGAGUAAUAAUAUCUAUAUCAUUAGGAUUAAGUAUAGCAAUUUUUAAGAAAUGAUGAAUCUUCAUCCAUCCUACCUUAGAUUCUAAAAUACCCAUUCAAUUCGUCUCAAGAGGAAACCCAAUUAGCAGGCCUAGAACAAUCUAUCAUCAACACGUCUUUAGAAACACAAAAACUUCAAUUGCCAUUAAUUAAACAAUGA
Messenger RNA from Paramecium octaurelia, 4122 nucleotides. NCBI's taxonomy places the organism in Eukaryota, Ciliophora, Oligohymenophorea, Peniculida, Parameciidae. The record is from the annotation of a GenBank genome assembly.